This is a messenger RNA of Manduca sexta (tobacco hornworm), 1441 nucleotides long. RefSeq names its product homeobox protein goosecoid. Gene Ontology annotation, biological process: regulation of transcription by RNA polymerase II. NCBI's taxonomy places the organism in Eukaryota, Metazoa, Arthropoda, Insecta, Lepidoptera, Sphingidae. The transcript is spliced from 3 exons. The record is from RefSeq and is a predicted model, not a curated record. Bases 1 to 693 code for a protein of 230 amino acids. Gene Ontology annotation, molecular function: RNA polymerase II transcription regulatory region sequence-specific DNA binding; DNA-binding transcription factor activity, RNA polymerase II-specific.
AUGGGAGGCGCCGGCGCGGGCACGGGCGCCGGCAGCGCUUGGGGUCGCGAGGCGCCCGCGCUGCUCAGCACGGCACUGCUGUUGGGUGGCGCGCUGCCGGAGCGCCCGCCAGCGCCGCUCUUCACCAUUGAUAGUAUCCUGGCACCGCGCCCACAGCCACCGCUCCCGCCUUUGCAGUUACAUCAUUUGGCGAAUACCCCAUUCCACAGAGCUCACGACCUUUUUGGUGUAACGGGAGUCGGUAGUGGAGUAGGGGGGGUUGGUGGCUACGCGGGCCUAUACGGCGGGUAUGCAGCGGCAGCACUGGCUGGUCUCGCCGGCCCCCCGCCUAAGCGUAAGCGUCGGCACCGGACGAUAUUUACCGAAGAACAGCUCGAACAACUAGAAAGCACCUUUGAUAAGACGCACUACCCUGACGUGGUGCUGAGGGAACAACUAGCACUGAGGGUCGACUUGAAGGAAGAAAGAGUAGAGGUGUGGUUCAAGAACCGUCGAGCGAAAUGGCGUAAACAGAAACGCGAGGAGCAGGAACGUCUUCGGAAACUUCAGGAGGAGAGGUCUUGCGGGCGCGCAGCCCUGCUGCCCCGCCAGGCACUCUCCCCGGCGCACACCUCGCCCACGCACGUGCCCCCGCCAGGGUCCACACAGAGGGUCUACACGGACGACUCCGAUUCGGACUUGGAAGUUGCCUAAUGAAAUUCCUGUGAGAGUUAAUUGUGACAUGUGAAAUUACUAAACGUUUGGACUAAUCAGACCAAGAACUACUUAACGUAGCUUCAAUUAAUGUCCCAGUGGAUUCUAUUGUGGAUUAUAUGAUUACAUAUAAUGUGGAUUAAAUUAAUAAACUUGGUGUAAGUAGUGCUAUUAAAGGAUUGUAAGAUUUGUGCUAAAAUAUAUUUGGAACGAUCAGAUCCUUUUUAAACAUAGGUAUUUAUUCAUAGUAUCUCAGAACAAGUUAUAAUAGGUGCUUAUACGUACCUAAUUAGUUAAAUGAUAUAACAACAAUAUUAUAAUGAUAAUUAGGUAUUCAGUCAUAAAUGUAAUAUGUAGUAAAAUCUAUAUUUAAAUAUAGAUUAUCUCUUAAUUUGGUUUAUUCGUUUUGUGAUUAUGUAUAAAUGUAUUUUAAGUAGACUGAUGCAAUAACUGAAUAUUAUAAUUAGUGAAUCAUGAUCAAAUUUAAAUGUAAAUUAACAUUUCACCUAUAUCAUUUUAACAUUAAAGCUAUUUCUUUCAAGAUCCUUUGUAUAUACUAAACUGUGUAAUUUUUCAAAUAUUUAAAUUGUUUUUAUAAGACUUGUUAAUUUAUAAUUUAAAUUAUAUCUGCCGUGACCUAUGCUUAUACCAGGUAUGAAAAAAGAAAUACCUACCUGUUUUGCCGUUAAGUAGAAAUAAAAUAUGCUACACGUGAGCUAUUUUUAAUUCCCUUGUACGACUAUAUGGA